Molecule: messenger RNA, 691 nt
Organism: Guyanagaster necrorhizus
Lineage: Eukaryota; Fungi; Basidiomycota; Agaricomycetes; Agaricales; Physalacriaceae
Exons: 7
Coding region: 34-495 (153 amino acids)
Biological process (GO): chromatin remodeling
Cellular component (GO): Ino80 complex
Source: RefSeq, a predicted model, not a curated record
CGAUCAGCCGUUCCUCUCGAUACCACUACCAUCAUGCCUCCCAAGGGUGUAGGACGGAGAAAAGCUGCAAAUGAUGGCUCGUCGACGCCCAACAUUCCCAGCCUAGCAGUGCAGCUAUCUUACUUGCACAGCCCAAAACCGUUCAAGAAUCCCUACUACACCAAGAAUGUCAAUCGUAGGGCGAAGAAUUUUAAGACUGUGCUGAGUCAGGAGCGAGAGCGGGAGAGGGCAGAGCGGGAGAGGAGAAAGCUUGCCCAACCGGAUGUUCCCCUCGAGCCAGACGAAAUGCCUACAUAUGCAUCGAUUGAGGCUCCGCCGUCUGUGUUGCCGAUGAAGCAUUAUUGCGAUGUUACGGGUCUCGAGGCGCCCUAUACAGACCCUGCUACGGGCCUCCGGUUUCAUGAUAAGAGUGUGUAUCAAGUUAUUAAAGGGAUGAGUGUCAGCACCGCGAAAGAUUAUCUCUCAGCUCGUGGUGUAAAUUCUAUUGUCAAGUAAUAGACGCCGAACCCAGGCAGUGUUGGACACGAUUAGCUUGUCAAUAAAUGCUCGCCGCUGUAUCCCCGGUCAUUCCGCUAAAUCAUAUUAUACUCAUUUUAAUUGGUAUAACAUCGGUGUUAGUGGAAAGCGGAGAUAGAUCAUUCCGAGGUAAAACGUGUAAGAGUAGGUCGGGCAAUCCCAUUCGUGUGUUCAC